AUGGAGUCACACUCAUCCACCACCUUCGCCGUUGUGCUCUGUCCAUUGUUAGCGGUGCUAAGUAUGUUCUUCCCACACCUCGAUCCACCGGCACACGUAUUUCGGGUGGGGUUCUCCGUUGCAAACGAGGGUGCCGGAUUGUUGGCAGAGUCCGGCACGGGACGGAGAGGUUCCCCCUUGGCAUAUAUGAGUUCCGACAUCAGGAUCAUCAUUGCAUUUUCCACUUAUGCAAAUCAAUUGGCCGGAGCAGUCAUCCAAGGUGCUGCAUGGACCAUCACAGGUAGAAAGGGCAUUUCCAGGCGAAGAGAGGUUGAGGGUAUAAAUCACUAUAAGCAAAGAAAUUAA
This is a messenger RNA of Fraxinus pennsylvanica, 345 nucleotides long. The record is from the annotation of a GenBank genome assembly. Lineage: Eukaryota; Viridiplantae; Streptophyta; Magnoliopsida; Lamiales; Oleaceae.